GGGAAGUGACGUCAUCACUUCAGAGAUUUCCAAGAACUAACAUGACCGACACCACAGACACAGACUUAUGAAAGAAAGGAGGAAAGAAAGUGAAAAGUUGGCGUUUUUAAAGUUUUUUUUCCCCAUUUGGUUUUCAGAUCAGCCUUGUCUUUUGUACAGCUAUGGCUGGCCUACAUAUAUCCAAGAAAGAUGGCACCGAAGGGACAGCAACUGUUGAAAUGACAUACAGAAAAGGAAAAAAGAAAAUAACAUUUACAAUUUAUGGCUGUAUUAUAAAAAAUGAUGCCAAUCUUCAAAAGUUUAUCGGAAAUAAUAUAAAACAAUCAGCUGACAGUGAAAAGUUUAAGAAUGCUAGAUAUUUCUUUUAUGCAUGUGAUCCUGAUCUUGAAGAAGACAAAAUUAUCAAAACUACACUUACUUACCAUCGAUUUUCAGGCAAAUCAAAGUCAUGUAAACUAGACUCUUCACCUGCUAACCUUGUUAAAGUUCAAGAACACAUAUUUUUGCUUUGUGAUUCUCAAGAAUUAGAUAAAUGUGACUUAGAUCGUUGCAAAUUCUUGGAAAAAUACAGUAAGAAGAUUCGAGUAGCUCAAAAUUUAAGAGGUCAAGAAGAAAUAAUAUAUGUUUUAAGCUAUGAAGAAAAGAAGCAAGACAAAGAAGACGUCCUCACAUUUAUUCCACUAAAGUUGAAUCAUCAGUUAUCCAAUGUGUAUGGUGUUGAUGCAGAAUAUCUUGAUAAUUAUAAGAAGUUGGAAGAUAUUGAUGCCGGUCCAGUUCUUCUUCAAGAUAAAGAGACUGUAGUUGGCAGUUUUGAAAAAAGAGAAAAUAAUGAAAUUUCUAUUUCUAUUUUUGGAAUCAAGCAAGAUAACAGUGGCAGUGAAAGCCAAAAAGUGGAAUCUGAACAGGAAGGAGAAGUGGUGACAGAAGACCAAAAAUCUGAUAUAAAAUCAGACAAAGUAUCUGAGGACAAGAAGAAAGAAGAAGAUAAAAUUACACCACAGUCUUCUUCUUAUUCAGUAAAGGUGACAGAAGACCAAAAACCUGAACCAAAAUUAGACAAAGAAUCUGAGGACAAGAAGAAAGAAGAAGAUAAAAUUACGCCACAGUCUUCUUCUUAUUCAGUAGAGGUGACAGAAGACCAAAAACCUGAUUCAAAAUUAGACAAAGAAUUUGAGGACAAGAAGAUAGAGAAAGAUAAAACUGCUCCACAGUCUUCCUUUUAUUCAGGAGUGAUGACACAAGACCAAAAACCUGAUUCAAAAUUAGACGAAAAAUUUGAAGACAAGAUAGAGGAAGAUGGAAAUGGUUCUCAACCAGAAGACAACGAGCAAAUAUCAAAACCAAAGCAAUCACAAGAACAUGAUGAGUUAUUUAAUGGUCCUUCAGAACUAGGUCAUGGUUUAGACGAUCAGACAGAUAACAAAAAUGAGUUUCCUAAUUCACCUCCAAAAAUGUACCAUGGACAUCCAACAGAUCCAUACGAGGGCAGUGUAUAUCAGCAAACUACAUACAAGAAUGAUGCCUUGGCAUCAAAAGAUCACUCCAAGCUUAUAGUAAAUGGGGGAAAAGAGCUACUUACAGCCCCACUCAAGCAAGAUGACCAAAGCAAUAGUCACAAAGAAAAAUCUCCAAUCCAGGUGUCAAAUUGUUCAGGAUUAUCUGAAGACAAUAUUGACCAUCUUGAAGCAAUAAAAUCGAAUCUCAAAGAUGGCUCAAACCAGCUGAAUGAUGACCUUAGUCAGAAAGGGAAUAUAAAAAAGUACAGAAGAUUUUUUCUUUAUGUAGCUCAACAUGCAACUACGAAGUGGCAAGAAAUUGGGGAAAAUCUUGAUGUUAAAAAUAACAAGCUACAAAGUUUGCAAGUCGACUAUAACUCUGAAGGCAAUGCAGAACAAGCUUACCAAAUGCUGGUUCACUGGAGACAGAGUGACAAGAAUCCUACCUUGAAGAAGCUCCUUAUGGCAUUAAUUGACACAAAGUUGGUGGAAGAAGCGAACAAAGUUUCAGUCUUGCUAACAGAGAAUAGGAGCCUUGGAGGACAAAAAGUAGAAGAAAAACUUUUAAACAAAAUUACCAAUGAUGUAAAAGAUGUUUGGAAAUUUCUCGGGAGGUACCUUGCCAUUGACGAAAGCACCAUUCACGCCAUAAAGAUGGAUUGUCAUGGCAGAACACGGGAACAGGCGCGUCGGAUGUUUGUUAGGUGGAGGCAGAGUAACGGAAGUCGUGCGACGACAGGGAUUCUUAUCAAUGCACUUCACGAUGUUGGAAAAGCAGAUGUGGCAAGGGAAGUUCAAGUAUGGGAAAGACAAACUUGAUUAUUCUAGAAGACACUUGAACUAGUUUAUAGUGACCAUCAAGUAACCAUGCCAUGGUCUGUAAUCAUUCCCAAAAGAUUAAAACGUCCAAAAGAAAUGUCGUCCAUGUUGUGUGCUACAAGGAAAGGAACUACGACCAACAUGACGGCUAUGAACAUUAGAAAUAGUGUGCCAAAAGCACGUAUGGCAUUCAUCUAGGUUAGUUAAACAGCGUAGAAAUAAAGGUUAAUUAGACAGCGUAGAAAUAAAACGUUAAAGACUGAAAUAGAUAAAUAUCUAUGUCUCUUUGCUGUGAUAUACACUUUGGAAGCUGUAGAGCAGAGAAAAAACAAGCUUAGUAGCACGAGGCGUUGCCAAGUGUUUCUCUUGCAUUUCGAGUGCCCUAAGGGUCUCAACAAGUGUGUAUAUCAAAACACAGAGACAUAAGCAGCCGUUUUAUAUUGCUUUCAUAAAAUAUUUUAGGACGAUUUUGCGCGAACGUGUCUCUUUCCUAUGAUAUAAACACUGUCACCAGCCAAUCAGCGUAGCGUUAUAUUUUAAAUAUUUUAUGAUAAGAUGAUAUAAAACGAGUAGAUGAUGGUUUACGAAUGACAUUUUUCCAUGGAAAACCAAAGAAAACAAUCGGCAGUCAGCAUAUAUGACUCAAAGUUCGGAAAUCAUUCAGCGUUCUUCUCUACGUGUGUGAGAUGUGUACUUUCGUUUUCUUCGUUGGAUUUUUAAUCAUAAAAACAGAUUUAUAUUUUAAAGUAUUAGAAAAAUGUUAGCCAAUCAAAAUGGAGAAAAUUAGCAAAACUGAAGUGUCCUGACUUUUCCUCUUGAAAUGUUGACUUUCCAGGUAACCAAAUGGGAAAUAUAGCGCCUGGAUAACAGUGACACAAUAUUUAAUUUUUGUAGGCCUCAAGACUCCUCUGUUUUGCAGUGACGUCAUUUAUAAGUCUAUUUCAGAUCAGCUGGUAAAGUGCUAUUAACUAGGCAAUACUACUCCAGUUUCGAGUUCUCUUUGCUUAGUCUUAGUCUCCGCUGUGGGUUGAAAUAUUCUGAGCUAUUCAACCAAAACCAGUGGCACUUGUAUUGUUCCAUAGUACGUGCAUUCCUUACUAUACAACGGACCUUAAUAUAAGAAAAGAACACAUUUGUGACACAAUCGAGUCGCCGCAACCACUUUUCGCAACAAAAUUGAGCGACAUUGCCUUGUGUAAAACAGUACCAUUUCCUGAAAAUUGUCCCGCAACGAUCUGUUAUGACAGCCAAUGAUAUUGCAUCACGCAUAAAUUAUCAUUUUAUCGCCCCAGAUCAUUACAGUCUUUCCUACUAGCAAAAGCCUAGGAAAUUUAAAGUCCAACGUGUGACACAAGUUGUAUGAAAAAUAUUGCCUGGUGCAGAUGAAAAAUAUUGCCUGCCUAUGUUUCGUCUUUGUCUUACUCAUUCGACAAACAAGUUUUUCUACACAGCUUUAACACCUUGCAAAAGCUAGAGUUUGUUCGCUAUUCAAAAUCCCAUGAAGCUUUGAAAUAAAACUUUCCAAUUAAA
Actinia tenebrosa (Australian red waratah sea anemone) is the source of this 3845-nucleotide messenger RNA. RefSeq lists its product as uncharacterized. The record is from RefSeq and is a predicted model, not a curated record. Gene Ontology annotation, molecular function: protein binding. Gene Ontology annotation, biological process: signal transduction. Lineage: Eukaryota; Metazoa; Cnidaria; Anthozoa; Actiniaria; Actiniidae.